AAGAGGCUUUUUAGGAAAGAUGAUGAAGGCAGUUGUGGUGGCGUCAUUGGCAUUUUUGCUUCUUGCAAAUCGGAUCGCAUUUGCUUCAACUUCACUAUCCACUGUCCCGGCAUUCUUGUGGUCCCCGUAUCAAUCUUUAUACAAUGAGAUGAAAGAAGCUGUCAACUAUCAAACAAUAUCAUCGAAGGAUUUAGCGAAAUCUGUUCUGUCCCAAGGGGGCUGGUCAGACUUGCUGUGCUCAGCAGAGAACUCUCAGCAAUCUGUGGAUGUAGCACUGGUUUUUGUUGGCCGAGAGUUGCAAUCUUCAGAUAUUUCUAGAAACAAACGUGCAAAUCCAGAUCUUUUAGACUUGCUCGAGGUCUCGUUCAUGAGGUCCAAUUUUUCCCUGGCAUUUCCAUAUGUUGCAGCAUCCAAAGAGGAGUCAAUGGAGAGUUCUUUAAUGUCAGGGUUCACAGAAGCUUGUGGGCAUCAAGAAGGACUAGGUGAUAUUGCUUUCUUGGAGUCAUGUUCAGUCGAGGGUGAAGAUUUUAAGAAACUUGCUGACCUGCACUCAGUCCAUGAUUAUUUGCUGUCAAGGAUGGAAAACAGGCGAAAGGGGCAAACAGAUUUGAUUGUGUUCUGCCAUGGUGGCACCAAUUCUUUGAACAAACUUGAACAGAUCCCUUCGGAAGGUGAGGCUCUGUCUGGGCUUAUCAGUUCUGUAGAGCAGUCUGGGGCAAGGUACACAGUUCUUUAUGCUUCAGAUCCUUACAGAUCAAUUCCCAACCCAUCAUAUGUGGCAUUGGAAAGGUUUCUCGCUGAAAGGAGUGCUGGGAAUGGUUCAGCUAGUAUUACUAGCUGUGAUGGAGUAUGCCAGAUUAAAUCAACUCUUCUGGAGGGAGUUUUAGUUGGGAUUGUCCUGCUUAUAAUCCUAAUAUCUGGCCUUUGCUGUAUGAUGGGUAUCGACACUCCUACAAGGUUUGAGACUCCACCAGAUUCUUAAUGGGUUCUCAAAAUACAAUUCAGGACUGUGGAGCAAG
Molecule: messenger RNA, 1019 nt
Organism: Telopea speciosissima
Lineage: Eukaryota; Viridiplantae; Streptophyta; Magnoliopsida; Proteales; Proteaceae
Exons: 9
Coding region: 20-982 (320 amino acids)
Source: RefSeq, a predicted model, not a curated record